CUCUGCAGCUUCGUCCCUUUCUGUCGCUUAAACAAAAACAACCAAACUCAAGUGUUAAUUAGGGUUCAUGGAGAGUGUUUCAUAUGAACAGAAAUCUAAGGGAAACUGUAUUCCAGAUAACGGAACAUUUUAUGAGGAGAUGAAAGAUACUGUUGUGUAUCUGUAUAUCAUUAAACCUAUACAAGAAGUGGAGGAAGAAGAUGAAAGUAAUUACUUCACGGACGGGGAUCCCGGUCAACAGCUUCAAGAUCAGGAUCCUAAGGUGGUUGAAGAACCGGAAUCCGAGAAACUGAUGAUUGGAACAGGCGUUAUAAUUGAAGGAGGCUAUAUACUAACUGCUGCACAUAUUGUCAAUGGUAAUUCAUCCGUUUCUCUAAGGCAUCUUGAAGGGUCGAAUUUUAUUCACUGUAAAGUGAUUUAUAUUGAUACGAACAAAGAUUUAGCAUUGCUUGAGAGACGUCUUCUUGUUGAAGGAAGCCCUAUGAAAUAUGUCAAUUUUGGCAAGUUGGAGGAGAUAAAAACAGGUCGAAAUGUUUAUUGUAUAUCAAAUGCUGGGUCGAAUCGGGGUACAUUCACUAUUGGAUACAUUUCAAUUCAUAGAAGAUUGAUUGAGAGUAAGAAUCGUAUCCAGAUCAGCAACAAUCUCCACGGAUAUCAAAGGGGUUCAAUUGGUGCACCUGUUUUUUCAUCUCGUGGAUUGCUAAUUGGAAUUUUUGCCAAAGGAGAUAAACCGUAUGACCUUGCAAUCCCAAUUGACACUGUGAAAGAAUUCGUGGAAGAUUUUGAAAAAGAACAAGGGAGCAAACAAGGAAAAGAACAGAGAAGCAAACGCCGGAAAACAACAAAAAAGCGAAAGUCCACUUAACUCUAAGACAGGUGAGCUCUUGAGGUGGCAACAUAUAUUAUCAGAACACCCUGGGGUGGAAUUUAAGCUAUUAACGAAGAAUAGUGAUAACACAGGUUAUACUUAUGUUACUACUAACAAAUGCUAUUUUAAGAUUAAGCUAAUAUGCAUCAGCGAAUUUGAUAUUUAGAUUUUUUGUAAGUUAAGCUGUUAAGGAAAAAUAGAGGUUACCCUAAUUAUA
Papaver somniferum (opium poppy) is the source of this 1085-nucleotide messenger RNA. RefSeq names its product probable periplasmic serine endoprotease DegP-like. The transcript is spliced from 2 exons. The record is from RefSeq and is a predicted model, not a curated record. Bases 68 to 865 code for a protein of 265 amino acids. Gene Ontology annotation, biological process: proteolysis. NCBI's taxonomy places the organism in Eukaryota, Viridiplantae, Streptophyta, Magnoliopsida, Ranunculales, Papaveraceae. Gene Ontology annotation, molecular function: serine-type endopeptidase activity.